CCACACGCGUUGCAAUUUCCAUGCAAUGUUUUCCGGCUCGCAUCCGCAUCAAGAGUCCGCUUUGUCAUGUAAAAAGUGUUGGAAAUUUCUCUUCAUAAAAACUUUACUUUUGUUUCCUUUUACUUUCGUCUCUAGCUCAAAACUUCUGUGUGGAGGCGCCUUGCAUGAACGGCGGAUUAUGUUCCGAAGGAGAAGGAUCAUAUUUUUGUCACUGUAAGCCGGGAUUCAAGGGAAAAAACUGCGAAGGUCAGUGGAAAUAGGAGGAUUUCGGCAUCUCACUGGAUGGAACUGAUUGUUGAAAGGUUUUGUCGAUGGAAAUUUCGGGUGUAAAGCCCUGGGCAAACUAGGAAACAUUGUUGUGGAAACAUUUGUGAUUCUCGAUGUUUCCACAAAUGUUACCCUGUUUGCCCACCCGUGGAAACAUUGUUGCGGAAACAAAAUUUGCUUCCCGAGAAGCAAAAAUGUUCCCUAGCAAAUUCAGAAACAUUUGAUGUUUAACAAAUAUAAAACAUUUUCCGUGUUGAUAUACAGUUAUAUCAACACGAGUGGAAAUUGGGAAAACGAGAAAUUGUGUGGAAACACGACGCCCGAAGGGCAGAGUGUUUUCACACAAUUUCGAGUUUUCCCAACUUCCACGAGUGUUGAUAUAACUAUAUAUCAAUACGGAAAAAAUGUUUUAUAUUUGUUUUAUAAUAUAGCAAUGUCAAAAGCCCGAAGAAUAAGAAAAAUUUCCGUGUUUACAAGCGGCGGAAAAUUUCCCGUGUUGACAUGGAGUUAUAUCAACACGGCUCUUAGCCAAUCAGCGCUCAGAAUUUACAAAUGCUAUAUUAUAAUUCCCUAUGUUUCUCACUAAUGUUUCCUAGUGUUUGCCCACUCUUGGAAAUAUGGCGAAACAUUGGUAGGAAACAAUUUUUCCGCAACAAUGUUUCCAUGCCCAGGGUUUAAAUCUUAUAACGUUAUUACGCUAGAAAAUUCCAUCACAAUACCAUUCGACAAUAGACAAGUUGCAUGUCAGAUUAAUUUUUGAUCUAGGCAAAAAAAGUAAAUUCCCGUAAAGAACUUAUUAAAAUUAGUAAAAUUGUAAAAUUUGGUUGCGAAAUGUUGUAAAAUACGGGAAUAUAUAGCCUUGCGAAGUUUGCAUAUUUUGUAUAUGUUUGUAUUACGUGCGGAAAUUGUUACCAUUUUUGAGCCGAAAAUGGUAACAAUUUCGAUUCCGCACGUAAUACAAACAUAUACAAAAUUUGGAAACUUUGCAAGACUAUAUUUUCCAAGCUUUACAACAUUUCGGAACCAAAUUUUGCAAUGUUACUAAUUUCAUUAUUAGCUGUGGUGUUUGAUUCCCUUCUAUUUACUUGGAUUAAAAUUUAGUCUAACAUGCAAGCUGUCCAUUAGUUAUAUCGAGCUUAGAUGCCCAAUAUCCUGUUAUUUACCCCCCAUACACCUUGAACCCAUGAACUUGUGGUUAGAGCUCAACAACUGGACUCUGUAAACCCCUCAGCUGAGUAGAAACAGACUAUCACCAAAUGUUGACCAAGUGCUUGACUCUAAAUAUAGGCAGUGGUGAACUCGAUUGUUUCCGUUUUUAGCCACUGAUUAUUGCAAUCCUAAUCCGUGUCUUCGCAAUGGCGUGUGUGUGGUUAAAGAGACUGGGUACAAAUGCCGAUGUCUUCCACAGUUUACCGGUCUUAACUGUAAAGGUAUACUUUAAGUAAUAUAUCAAAUCCGACUAUCAUCUUUACUUUACCGGAUAUCUAGUCAAUAAGUUCAAGGACUGAAUAUCUGGUAAAGUCCGAAAUGUCGCAUUUGAUAUGACAUCUCAACAAGGGUGGGUAGUAGCGAAGUAGUUGUAGUUCGCUACUGUAGCGAACUACAAUUUUCAAGUAGCCAGUAGUUUUUGACUACUUUUUUAAAACAGUAGUUGUAGUUAUAGCGAACUACAUUUUGCCUGAAAGUAGCCAAGUAGUUGACUACUUUUCAAACAGCGAAUCGCUAUUCGCUACUUUUUAAAAUUGUUAGCAACCGUUCGUAGAAUAUAAUGAUAUUAAGACACGGGUUGCUUAAAAGAUUAUUUUAUACAGUAAAGAUUAUUUUAGCGCAUUGAAAAGUGGCACUCGUGAACACUGUAUAGUGCUUACAAAAAUGUUGCUUUGACCCUUUUCUUUACUGUUGCUACUCGUAAGUCGAUUUGUUAUAGGUUAAAUUACAGCCUGAGCCCAAAUACCGUAAAGCUAAAAAAUAUAGCGUAGCGAAAUAGUUCGCUACAUUUUUUAAGCAGUAGCUGUAGUCAGUAUCGAACUACUUUUGUUGAAAAGUAGCAGUAGUUGUAGCUGACUACAUAUUUUUGAAGUAGCUGUAGUUAUAGCGAACUACAAAAAUGUUGUAGUCAACCCACCCUUGCAUCUCAUACAAAUAAAUCACUAUACUUAAAGUGAGGUUUGAUCCAGUCCUAGGAUUGGAUAAAUAAACUUCACCAUGAAUCGAAUAUUAUCAUGUGAGCAAAAUAAAGUAAUAUGGUUAGUUAAUAGUACUCUUUAACAAUUAUUCGCCGAAGGCGAGGUGAUUAUCGGGGAAUAUUCGCCGUGACGAAGUCGAGGUGAAUAUUCCCCGAUAAUCACCUCGCCUUCGGCGAAUAAUUGUUUUAGUAUUUUUACACAAGCUUUUGUGUUUUUUGAGACUGAAUUUAUUUUAAUUUCGCUUAUUUCUUUGUCAGUAAACUUUCACAAAACGGGUAGCCGCCAUUUUGAAAAUUUCUGUUUUGUUAUAUUCACCUGUAGGUGAAUAGAACAGCUUAUUACGUCAAAUUUGACCAAUCAACGUGUAUAGGAUUUGUUAUGUUCACUUGUGCAAAAAUACAAAUACAAAUUAUUGUGACAUAAUUGAAUAAAACAAACCAUCAAUAAAAUCAGAAGCUAAAACCGUAGGGUACGUUUCCAAGUUAGACAAGGUUUAACAAAUGAAAAUCAGAUUCAAUCAGAUUUCCUUGGAUCCUGAAAAGACAUAGCGAAUGACGGUAUGGAGUCACUUGUCUCUUGAAAGGAUAAUGCAUUAAAACCUAUUAUUCUACUUCUUAAAGCGAAGAAUCCAUGUAUUCCGAACCCGUGUACAAACAUGGGAGCCUGCAAGAGAUAUGGAACAAAACACGUCUGCGCAUGUCCAAAUGGAUUCACUGGAUCUCGCUGCCAAGGUAAUUUUUUUAAAGCAAGUUAAUUUAACAUGACCUUCAUCUAACACAAUCACUUUACUUUCAGAGCAAGACCAAUGUUUCAUGCACAAUCCUUGUAAAAACGCUGGAAAAUGUCGCCUUUCAAAAGGUGUUAUGUCUUGUCGCUGCCCGAAAGGAUUCACGGGAAGGCAUUGCGAAAGUAAGUAGUACACGAGGAAAAAUACGCCUAAUGGUCACCAGAGUAGGCUUGCAACCUGGGGAUGAUUGUUCAAACCUGCUGUUUUAAAUUAUGUAUGUAUUUAUGUCUGUUUAUUUCGAAACUUCAGAGAAGAAACCUCCUAGGCCUACUGAUCCAGACAAGAUUUCUGAAGGAAUAUUUCCAAAUUUAUAAACAAGCUAGGUUCUUUGUAGGUUUGCAUCGCGAUAAAACAUAUGAUACUUUUUGUUUGUGGAAAUACCAGGUAAAUUUAUUACUGCAAAGCUUUCGAUCCGUAAGCCCGGAUCUUCAUCAACAUUAUUAGCAUUGAUGAAGAUCCGGGCUUACGGUUCGAAAGCUUUGCAGUAAUAAAUUUACGUGGUGUUUCCACAAACAAAACGUAUUAUAUAAACAAGUUGUUAGGAAGAUUGCUUUAAAUUUUAGGUUAAUUUAUAACCUAGUGUUAAGGUAACCGGCUUUUGAACAAUCGAUCCCUAGGCUUUAGCAGCACAUCCUUCGUUUUCCAAUAGACAGAUUUAGAAAAGACAAGGCAAACGCGACGACCAAGGAACUUGAUUACUGUAAUAAAUUGAAGCUUUUUAAACUAACUUUAAAAACUGCAGAGUUCAGGGAAAACGAACCGGUGUUUGCUAGCUAUGAUACAGAUUUUAACUCCUCCAACUUCUCCACAACCGUAUAAUACACGUUUCUCUAAUGACGUGAAAAUCUUAGUUUAACGUUGUAUUAAGAAUGACAACGUUGUUGAGGGUACCCCUGGGACCACAAGUUGUUCAAACUUUUUGUUUUUCAUAAAGAAUUUCUUUGUUUCGAAGUCGCGUCUUUCAGUUCGCGUCGUGUUUUCUAAAUAAGUUUAGAAGUAGAAAAUAGAGAGGUUAAGAUACCCCGGUUCCGGUUUACGGGUACGGGUGAUAUACACGUACCCGUACCCGCAAAUCGGGGAACGACUUGUAACUGAGAAUUCCGGCGUGUGAAAACCGAUCAGAGAAUGGUAACUUUCGCUGAUGAAGUUCGCCAUAAAUUGUUGAAAACUUUGACGAGCAUAUGUGCAUUAUUUAUUUGGGUAAGAUGUUGAAAAUUUUUACUAUUUAAACGGACCACUUAUAGUAAAUAAAAAACACCCGUACCCGUUUGUCUUUUACGUGUAGACUUUGGUUUACCGCGGGGAAACGGGUAGAAAUUACGGGUAAAAAUGCUGAUAUCAGCAAAAAUUGCUUAGCAAAAUGGCGAUACUCGUACCCGUAAAUCGGAACCGGGGUAUCUUAACCUCUCUAAUAACUACAGGAUUACGCGGUAAGUAAUGCUAUGCUUGAGCUUUAUUUUUCCUCUCCCGAUAUUUAGUGAAAGAUUUAUGUGCUCCUAAUCCAUGCUCCAACCGUGGUGUUUGUACGUUGAGUGCAAUUUCAUUUCAUUGCCAAUGUCCUCUUGGAUUCACUGGAGAAUCUUGUAAAGGUAAGUUGUAAUAAUUCAAUUCAAUGUUUUGAGAAAAAAAACAAGGGAAGUGAGCAAGUAAGUGCUAAUCAUCCAUUUAGUUUUUUAGUUUAGUUUAAAUACUUUAUUGGGUAAAUUAUUUACAAAAGACGUACUAAUACUAUGCUUGCAAAGAACAAAUACUACCCAAAUGGAAGAGGUGCGAACGGAACGUAAAUAAUCUACGCUAUCCAUGCAAGGCACCUUGCACAAAAAAGAAAACAUGUAAAUAUAGUUUACUAAUAACAAGUUUAUACAGCGAGACAAUUAACUCCUAUGACAAGGACAGGCACGUGACAUAGACCAAGUACAUAACAAGUUUACAUCGAAUACGGUCGAUACUAACAUAGAAUAGUGAUUAAAGAGGUAGUAUUUAAAUGUUUUGACACUAGAGAAUGUAUUUGGUGAAGCUACUUUGCAAACACUGUUCCAUAAUUUCACGAUCCGGUUGAAAUAUGAGUUCUGAUAUGUUGUGGUUUUACACAAUGGAGUCUUGAGCAACAGGUUGUUGGGAUUACGACAUAGACGGGAGUGGUUAUGGGUUACAAACGAGACAUAGUCAUGAACAUUGAGAUCAGAAAUACCAUAAAGAGCCCUGUAGAAGAGCAUUAAACCCUUAAUUGCUGCUCAGAGCUAAACUGAAUUGCGGACCACACAACUCAACCAAAUUGAGUGGAAGGCUUUCUAAGGGCGCCUACAGCAGCCGUCUCAUGGCUCAUGUCUGAACAGAAGCCGGUUGUUCGAAAUGGCCUAAGCUAACCCUAGGGGCACUUUCCAUUAACUCGGUCAGAACGGAAUUCAAAGCAAAGUUCACAAAAAGCUUUGUUUAUAACUGAUUUGGAAAUAUUUCUUUGGAAAUCUUGUCUGGAUCAGUAGGAAUUUUCUUCUCUCAGGUUUUAAAUAAAAAAGAUGUAAAGAAAUACAUAAACUAAAGCAGCAGCUUCAAUUUUAACCGAAGGUUAGCGCUAGUCCAGCUUUAAACCAGCCCCUGGUAUUCACUGUGGUUGAUUAUGUUUAGAAAAUGACAACUGUGAGCCAAACCCGUGUCAAAAUGGCGGACGCUGUUCCAACAGUGAUGAAGGAUAUCGUUGUCGUUGUUUGCCAGGAUACGUGGGGGUGCAUUGUGAAAGUAAGAAUGAAUAAUGAAGUAUGAUCUUCAUAAUAGACCCAUUGCACUGACGUCACAAAUCCAUAGAGUGUCCUCCAGAUGCUCCCUAACAAUAUCUAUUCGGGUACAACAACCACAUAUACAGCGCAAAAAUUAACCGUUUUAAACAAAAUUAUUAUAAAGUUUUACAAAAAUUGCUUUGUUUACAGAAGCUACAGUAUGCAUAGAUUGCUAAUUUGUCCUCCAGAUGCAUCGUCAUCGGCGCUGUGACGUCACGUGCAAUGGGUCUAUAUACUGUAUAUUAUCAUUUACUCGGUGUUACUGACUUGUCACCAGAUUUAAACCAAAUUUCACAACGAAAACCAGCUCUUGUGGUGUCGUGAUCACCACGCUUGCCUUUCAAACCGGGAGAUCCGGGUUCAAUCCUUGGUCGGACCUCAACUUAAGGUCUUAAGGUUACAGGACACCCUCUUUGGCGUUUUGCGGAAAAUCGCUACUGCGCGGUCAAUAUCAGUCCGAUUUGAAUCAAAUUUUCACCAAAUCAGGAAAAUCUUAAAUCGCGGUACCGUUACGCUUUUGAGUUGUGCUCCUGCUGGUUUUAAGUUAUAUUUAUGAAAACAUCAUUUUUAUACAGUAAAAUAGUUGUUCUAAAAAAUAGUGUUCGGAAUUUUUUGUUUAUUUCGUCAUUCCGCUGAUAUGGCGAUUUCUUUGAGUGAAUUGCUCCCUAUUAUUAAAAUAUCCAAAAUUUAAAAAAAGCCGAACACAAUUUUGAAACUGACGUCUUUAGCUAUGUCCUGUGAAAAUUUGAGAAAAAUUGGUCAAAAUCCGCAGGAGCAUAACUCGUUUGAAAAUCAGUAAUUACCGUAAAAUUCUUCGGGAGAAAAUUGAAUUUGAAUAUUACAUUUUCAAUGUUUUUCUUAUUGCAGCGAAAUGUAUUUUAUUAAAUAACUCUGCGAGUUUUCAACAUUUUUCGUUCAAACUUGGUCAGUUAGUAGAACUAGUCUAAUGCUUUCAUGGAAACCAAUAAAAAAGUUUUAGGCAAAAUUAACCCUUCAAAGGUGUUCUGUAACCUUAACAUAAUUGAGGAGAAAGUACUACCUUUACAUUGACAUCAGUAAAUGGUUAGACUAAGACUUUCGCAGCUUCUCGGAUAAGGACGUUAAAAUCGUAGAUACCUCGGAUCCCCUAUCAAUGGACCUUUCACCUUUUGACUAAAAUUUAGAUCCCAACAAGUCUAGACAAAAAUUUUAUCACAGCUUGAAAGAGCAUCACAAAAUUAGUAAUAUUCCAAAGUUUCACUGCGAACUUGUUGAGAUCUAAAUUUUAGUCAAAAGGUGAAAGGUCCAUUGGGCAAUAUAUAGCCUGUUGGGAAAUCCGCUCACCAAUGAGUGAGAAACUGAAUAAACAAAAGUUUCCAACCCAACAAGCAAUGAACAUGAGGUUUAACGUAGUAUUUCUAUUCAUACAGACGAAGAUCCCUGCAAGAAGAGUCCUUGUCUCAACAACGCUGAAUGUGUCGUGAUCAGAAAUAUCGCUCAUUGUAAAUGCCCGCAAGGGUACGUGGGAAAACUUUGUGAACGUAAGUAGAUAAAUGACAAUCUUUGCCCAGAGCUUGGAACUGUUCAGUGUUAUUGAAAUACAGUAAGUCACUGCGCUAAAACGAAAAUUCAAACGACUAUUAAAGGAACUGAGAUGUUGCCUCCUUCUCCAUUUCUGAAGCCUGGAUGCACAAAGUUUCUGUGAUCACAGUAGGAAUUUUCAGCAUCGGUAAAUUCUAAGUUUUGAAGGAUUUGUAAGAAAUGUUUGAGGAAACUGACUUAAUGGUAAACACUCAAACAUUUCUCAUAAACCCUUCAGAACUUAGAAUUUACCUAUGCAAAAUUCCUACUGUGAUCACCGAAACUUUGAUAGUGUGGACCAGCCUUUAUGCUGAAGAAUAAGGUCUUGAACUUGAAGUCUUUCUAUAUUAAUUUUAGGGGGAGGAGUGUUUAUUAUCCUUAUUUGCAGCUGAAAGCUAAGCCGAAUUGACCAUUUGCGUAAUAGACUAAAUUUUGAUCUCAACAAGUCUAGACAAAAAUUUCAUCACAGCUUGAAAGAGCAUCACAAAAUUAGUAAUAUUCAAAUGUUGUAAAAUGCAGAUAAUAUAGCCUUGCGAAGUUGGCAAUUUUCAGUCAUUUUAGAUUACGAACGGGAAAUUGACAGCCCCAAAGGGUAUUGGGCUGUCAAUUUCCCGUUUGUAAAUUGUAAUCUAAAAUAACUGAAAAUUGCAAACUUCGCAAGGCUAUAUUAUCCGCAUUUUACAACAUUUCGCAACGAAACUUUAGAAUAUUACUAAUUUUGUGAUGCUCUUUCAAGCUGUGAUGAAAUUUUUGUCCAGAUCAAAAUUUAGUCUAUUACGCAAGUGGUCAAUUGCGAAGGACACAGCUCAAUAUGAUCGAGUCGAAGGCUUUCUAGGGACGCAUCUGGCAGCCACCUUACGACUCAUGCCUGAGAGCACCGCUACGAUGGAAGGGUUAGUUUAGGGCUAAUCCCAGCUUAGGGACUAAUCCCAACCAACCCUGUCAACAAUCCCUGUGGAACCGUAGUACCCGGAGAAAACUCAUGACAUUCGGCAGAGCAUUGAUUGACUCUUUUCACAUGGAUAUCGUUUAGUUCAUUUAUUUAUGAUUUGUUUUAGAUUCCGACCCGUGUUUACCAAACCCAUGUCAACACAAUAGUGAAUGUCAGACUCAUGAUGAUGGAAGUUAUCAUUGUGAAUGUGAACAGGGUUAUAUGGGCUCCCUGUGUCAUCGUAAGUAGUACACACGCCCUCUCGGCGGCCCUGCAUAUAAAUCCUUCAUUUUGCAUAAAUACUAAGCAAAUAACUCGUAUCCCAAAGGUCGCAGCUUCGAUUCCCACCGUGGUUAGGCAAACUUUUCAGCUUGCCUGGUGUGGAUGCACACUCAGAGUAAUAUCACAAACAUUAUAUUCACCUGAGUGCAUGACACCAACACACACAAAAAUAAACUACCAUUAAUUAGUUAUCAAAAUGCAAAGCACAUUUGCCUCAUUCAAACGUGAACUACAAAUCUUCAGUUUUAUAUUCAAAUUAUAAAAUUUCAAAUUCUAGAAUUCUUUCUUUCAGUUCGUAGCCAUUGUGCCCACAAGCCAUGUCUAAACGGAGGUCGAUGCCACGACUACAAGAACGGCUUCAUCUGUCACUGUCCUUUAGAGUGGGGAGGUCAUCACUGUCAAGGUAUAUAUAUGGAAACAGUUCGCCCGUUUACGGAGAAAUAUGAGGUAUACAUAUAUACAUACACUAUAUUCAGCUCACUCCCCAUCGGGUUUUUCAGUGACCGAUUACAUCAAGUAUUACCUACUUAGCCUAAAUCAUUUAUCUUUACAACAAUUGUGAUAUUACUUUCUUGAUUUUGUUUAUCCUAACCCACCCUGUCAACUUUCCCUGUGGGAGGAAACCGGAGCGCCCGGAGAAAACCCACGACUUUCGGCAGGGCGUUGAAAGACUCAUCUCGCAUGAGUCCGUAGCCAGAGUCGAACCCACUAUCUCAGAGAUUGGUUUCUCGAAUAUUUACCGUAACUAUUAAGGACGCAAAAAUACUAUUUCCCUAACAGGCCUAAUUAACUGACUAUUUCAGAACAUAAUAUGUGCUACCCCGACAACCCCUGCGAGAACAACGGUGUGUGUAAAAGUGAUGGACAUAACAUUGUCUGCAAGUGUCAUCCAGGGUUCUUGGGGGAUCAUUGUGAAGGUAAGGAAUAUAUUGGGAUAUUACAUGAUAGUAAUGACAUUGUCUGCAGGUGUUCCUCAGGGUUCCUAGGGAUCAUUGGGAAGGUAAGGGAUAUAUUGGGAUAUCACAUUAUAGUAAUGGUCAUAACAUUGUCCGCAAGUGUCCCCCAGCUUUGUGUGGGAUCAUUGGGAAGGUGAGGGGUAUAUUGGGAUAUCACAUGAUAGUAAUGGACAGAAAGUGUCCUCUAGCGACACCUUUUUCAUAAAGGUCCCAAUUCGUCCGGUCUUGCUCUCUGAAUCCCUUGCAAUUUUCUUUGCAGAGGUGAACUACUGUUACAAGCACGUAUGCAAAAACGGAGGAAAAUGUUUCAACACGAAGUCUGGGUACGAGUGUGAUUGCCCUGAAGGUUUUGGCGGGAAAAAUUGUGAUGGUAAUAUAAUUUGAAUGGUUCUUUCAUUACUCUAACUGGCCGUGGCAUUAACCAAUCGUAGAAUCUGUCUCCAUUAUAAAUCGCUCGUUUUAAGAGCUAACUAUAAUAUUUUUAAUAUCAUUAAUAGAGACUAGAUAAACAGGCCGUUAUUAUAAAAAUAAAAUAAUGUACUCACCAUAUAACUAGACCAAAAUCAACCUUUGUUUCUGUGGCAGGUUUCAGUUCUCCGUGUAUGCCAAAUCCCUGCGUCAAUGAUGGAUUAUGUGCUGAAGAUAAAGCGAAUGAAAAGGGUUACAUGUGUGUCUGUAAACAAGGAUUCGCUGGAAACCAAUGCCAGAGUAAGACAACGGAUUUUAUCUUCAUAUUCUUCAUAUAAAUUCAGUUGGUGAGAACGCUGCACCGCAAUCACAGGUUCGAUUCCUGUCAGAGGGCAUAUAGUUGCAUUUUUCACAAAUGCUCCUGGUUGGGUCUUAAUAAAUGUAUAAAAAUCACACACGCAGUUUCCAUCGACAAAUCCCUAAACAAUGUUGUCUAUAGAUUAAAGUGCCUAUGACACGAAAUUUCACCCCCAAAUGUUUAUGAUUGCAUUGUAAAGACACUUAAAAUGACUUUAUAAUUUAUUUUAUAGAAUUUUGGUAACUUGCUUCCUUUGCAAGAUAUUCAACUUUGUUUCAUAUGCAAAUAUCACCGGUGUGACAUCACAUCGCAUCGCAUAAUGACAUUUUGAAAACGCAAUAUUUUACCUUGAUAAAAUAUUUUUACAAACAAAUACAGAGGGUUAAUUACCAGUUAUGAAAUUACUACAUAUCAGUACAAGGGCAAUUUUUAAGUUUUUUUAGAUACGUAUUCGUCAAGAAAACCAUACUUUUCUGAAAACUCAUUAUGUGAUGUGAUGUCACACCGGUGAUAUUUGCAUAUGAAACAAAGUUGAAUAUCUUGAAAAGGAAGCAAGUUACCAAAAUUCUAUAAAAGAAAUUAUUAAGUCAUUUUAAGUGAUCUUUACAAUGCAACCAUAAACCUUUGGGGUGAAAUUUCGUGUCAUAGGCACUUUAAAGUGCGACUAACCACUGAUAUGAUUUUUAGUAUGUCUAAUAUUUUGGUCAUUUGAGCAAGAAAUGUAAUAUAUCUUUACAAUAAAAAAUCCCAUCUUGAUCAACGUUUUCACUGUCAAAGUUUCCGGAUAUGAUGUCAUUAGGUGAAUUGCGAAUUAGUUUUCCUUUGUUUUUUUUGUGCCAAAAAUUCACCUAAUGACAUCAUAUCUGGAAUUUUGACAGUGAAAAAGUUGAUCAAGAUGAGGUUUUUUACUAUAAAGAUACAUUACAUUUCUUAUCAGAAUGACCCAAAUAUUACACAUACCAAAAAUUGUAUUUGGGGUUAGUCGCACUUUAAUUUGUGUUAAUAGUGGACUUCAUUUGCAUAUCUUACGGAAUACUUAAAUAGAUUUGCCUUAGAACACAUAGCUAUUAUCAAAGGCGAGCACAGUACACUCUACCAUGCCAAUCACGACAAUCAUGACAAUCUCUUAUAUACCCACAAGAAAACAAUGUACUGAUUUAGGGCCAUGUUAUAGCCACCAAGAGACAUCGAGGAUCGUGGCUUUGUUAGCGCAAGAUUUUUCAUACUUGCGCGGUAUGAAUUUUGAAGUACUUUAUUUUUCAUUACAGGAAAAGAUGCGUGCCUUCCAAACCCCUGCAUAAACGCCGGGAAAUGUUUCCCAGCUGAAAAUCGUCUUGGAUAUCAUUGUAUUUGCAUCGAGGGAAAACGCGGUCUGCAGUGCGAACGUAAGUCGAUAUCGCUAUAUUCAAAUCCAUUUACGAAAGCUAGAAAGCUCACGAAAAGCUAUGCUCUGUACGAAAUGAAACUAAGCCAUUUAGAGAUUGAUUAGGGCAUGCUCCCAGCUUCUUACAAAACCUCUAAACUUGUAUCGUUAGAAUAAUAUCAGUGAAGCAACGUAUUAUUUCUACAGAUAGUGAGUCACCUUUUGCAGAUACAAAAUAAGGGGCUAUUUAUACGAUCCCGCUUUGUCGGAAAUAUAGAUGCGAAGCGGGAUUAUUUUGAUGUACUGACAUAAGUCACGGGGCUAAAACGAAAGUUCAAACGACUAUUAAAGAAACUGAGAUAUUGCCUAGUACCUUCUGCAACCAUGGAUCAUCCUUCUCCAUUACUAAAACCUGGUUUGCACUAUUAUUAAAGUUUCUGUGAUCACAGCAGGAAUUCCCAUGGGUAAUUCUGAGUUUUGAAUGAUUUAUAAGACAUUUUUGAGGGAAAUAAUAACUCAUUGAUUAAUACAGAGUCAGUUCCCUCAAGCAAUUCUUACAAAUCCUUCAAAACUUAGAAUUUACCUAUGCAAAAUUCCUACUGUGAUCACAGAAACUUUGAUAUUGCAAACAAGGCUUAAUCAAAGCAUUUACGUUUCCUAAUAUUUCUUCUAGACAAUGAUUACUGUUACCCACAAAAUCCAUGCUUGAAUGGUGCAACGUGUUUCAGCACUCAUGUUGGUUAUGUGUGCAAAUGUAAACUUGGAUUCAAAGGUCAAAAAUGUGAAGGUAUGAGAGAAUUAGAAAGAACAUAACACAUAUUAUUAUAUACACAAGGUCUGGAUAUGAGGUAUUCUGCAAUCUGAUUGGUUCUCUACUAGCAGGAUAUUAGCUCAUAUCCUGCUGGUAGAGAAAAACAAAAUGGCGGCUCAAACUGAAUUUCCGACGUUUGCAAACGAGAAAACGGCAAGUUGUUCGCUUUUUAUAGCUUUUUCAAGAUUAAAAACACAAUUAAAAACUCUCACAAAUUGUUUACAGGUUAGCAAAUGAAUUUUUAAAAUCUAGAAUGGUUAAAAAAAUAUAUUUUUGAAAAAAUAAUCGGCCGAAAGAGCGAAGAUAAAAACAUAAACAAAAUAGAAAAAUAUUGAAAAUAACAGAAAAAGCAAAGUCUGUGAAUUCAGACCUUGUGUAUACAAUAAAAGUUAUUCCACUCACUCUCGUCGAAUAUGAGCGAUAGCCGAUUCGGCGCUACGCGCCUCAUCGGCUAUCAGCUCAUAUUCGACUCGAGUUCGUAGAAUAACUGUUAAAUAUCCUAUUUACAAUCUUAGAAAUAACCCUUGAAGCCGUCCGCCCAAUAUUGCAAAAUUAAUGUUCUCUGACAAAGGCAGUUAAGCCUUCACAAUACAAGGAAUUUGUCCUUCUUUGUGAUGACUUGACGCUCUAGUCGGAAUUGGUACAAUCGUUCGCAUUUUGUUAAUUUUGCUGUACUGUAGAACCUGUACCGUAAACGACAUCGGUGACCCCCAAAUUUUAUUUUAUAAAAUGAUUUCUCUUAGCAUAAUCAAUUAUUUUGACAAUUUAAAAAAAAUUCUGUGGAGCCAAAAAAAAAUAUUGUGAAUAAUCACCUUUACGUAAUUUUAAAAAUUUUCGGCUACACAGAAUUUUUUUUUAAUUUGUCAAAAUAAUUGAUUAUACUAAGAGAAAUAAUGCUUUAAAAUAAAAUUUGGGGGUCACUUGUGUCGUUUACGAGUUAAAUUACUUUAAAGCCAAAACAUCCGCCAUCUUGAAACGUCAUUGUUGCCAUAGCAACGGCAGUUGCGUAACUUUUGUGCACAAAUUCAAACUCUUUAGAUGUUGUCUUAUAUAAGUAAGGUGCUUUUUGUUUGUCAACAAGUAAUAAUUGUCCAAAAAUACGCGUCUAAAUCGUGAAUUUUCCAUUUUUUAAAAACUGUAUUGAGCCACCUUAAAACACAGGAAAUAUUUUCGAGUCCACCACGGGGCUUGAAACCCGAAUAAAAGCAUCUUAUCACUCAAAAUUUGAGUAAUUUACAAGAAAACCAGAAAGAUUACCGUGAUUCGAAAGAUUACUGUGUUGUCUUGUUUGUUCACUCACAUUUUGCAGAAUUUGUCCGUACUAUGUUUUGUUUCAAGAUUGUCUGAUAGCAAUGGAAAGAAAGUUUUAGUUUUUAAUUUUAAUUUUAAUUUUAAUUUCAAUUUUAAUAAGCUUUCGUACAUCAUUAUAUACGAGGAGUUAAACAACAGAGCAAGCUCCAAUCAAGGUUUAACUCCAAGGUAAUAUUUAUCUCCUUGUCUAGCUCAAGAUUUGACGAACCCCUGUGCUCUCCACCCAUGCCUUAAUCAUGGUACUUGUUACGACCAGCGAAACAGUCAAAGUAACCUGGUCAGGCUGGGCAACCAAGAUAGCUACAAAUGUUUUUGCAUCCCAGGAUACAGUGGCAGAAACUGCGAAGUGCCUCAAUACGCGUGCUUUUCCCAGCCAUGUCAACAUGGGGCGACCUGCAUGGACUCGCACAAGUACACGGACAUUGCUUUUGAUUCUACUGGAUACAAAUGUAUCUGCCCGAAUGGCUUCUCGGGAAGGAACUGCCAGUGUAAGUAAAAAAUGCAGCAUGCGGACAUAGUAUGGAUAUGAAGUGGCCAAAUUCGAUUCGUACAAUACUUGUAUGUAUAUCUGAGUGUACGAUACAACUACUCCCAGACAAAACACUAUUUUAUAAAGAGAAAUUAAUUCACAGGAAAAAAAUUGAACUUUCCAUUAAUGUGUUUUUGAAUGUAAAAACUGAGCUCUUACCAUCAUUAUUGGUUAUUAUUGAUCUCCCAUAUGGUAAAUUCGUAAAAACCAUGAUAUUUAAGAGGAGAUUUUUUUGUAUGUUACGUAACACGCGCUCAAAACUAAUGCGUAUAAUAUACCACUUGAGGUUAUGACUAAAUUCAAAAUUUUUAUUUUUCGAUACGUUUCUCGAUCGGCAAACAAACUUAAAAAGUAUGUUUAGUGCUUUAUCUGUAAAAUAAUACUAAAAUGAAGAGAUUUUAGAUGAUACGCCAAAGAGAAAAUGAUGUCUGAAGUUCAGUAAGUUUUGCUUAUAUGGCUGUAAAUAUGGCGUCAUUUUAAAGCAUCAUUGAUAAUUGUAUUUUAUAUUAAUUGACAAUUUUUAACUAUUAUUUUAUGUUUCUCAACCGGCAGAUGUAUUUAAAAAGGUUGCGAACUCUAUAAACUAGAGAAUAAAGCUAAAACAAAGUGAUUUUGAGAGGAACGCCAAAAAGAUUUUAGGUUUUGAACACAUUUCAUCACAAAUACGAGUGACAUUGAAAAAAAUUGCCUCUUAAUAUUUACCAUUAGAAUCCCACAUUUGACCCUGGGGAGAAUAUAAUCAGACUGCUGCAUACAUAUUACAGGAAUUGGACCCUAGUCACACAAGCGGUUUUUUCUGCAACUUGCAAUGCAAUUUGGGACAUAGAGCUAUGGUUAUCAUAACACUAUAUAGUCACGGAGAGAUACGAGUAUGCAUUCUGCUCUGCCUACUUUCUUUAUAUAGCAUACUUUUAAUGGAAAGCUUGUUUUAUGCUAAUUUUUGGCAUGUUCAAAAGCAAUUGAAAAAUAAAGAGAAGUAGGUUGAAAAAUGUAUAGAAAGCAUAAUAAACCGUGGGUCACGCUUAGAACUUUUCUCGAAAUACAUUGACAUAACAUGACUCUGUAGUAUUUUUGCACAAGUGAACAUAACAAAUCCUACAAGGUGAUUGGUCAAAUUUGACGUAUUAAUUAACAAUUAUUCGCCGAAGGCGAGGUGAAUAUCGCUGAAUAAAAACCGAGACGAAGUCGAGGUUUUUAUUCAGCGAUAUUCACCGAGCCUGAGGCGAAUAAUUGUUUUAGUAUAAUUACAAAGGUGAUUAUUUGAAAAAAAAUAAUAUAACACAUUUCAAUCUUUUUCCGUACGGCGGUGACUUUAGGUUUCUAUAUCCAGAGCCGCUCAUAUCGCCAUCAAGAAUGCUUUUUUGUAAUAAUUUGAUUAAUUUCCAUCACUUUUUCUUAUAGAAACGUAGAAUUUUGAUAAACAUUUGUUUAUUCCGUCAAUAUUCAUGUCUUCAAACUCAUUUGUGAAUUGUGACUGUUGUUGAAACCAAUCUGUUGUAGAAAAUACUUUUUCACAAACGUAAACAAAUGUCUAAACUAUAUAUUGUACGACAACUUGAAUAAAACGGUGUUUUAUGCGAAAUAAAGUUAAGCAGAUUUCUGCAACGUAGUUUCCCAUCUCGAAAUACUUUUAAGCCAAAUUUUGUCACUUCUUUCGUGCUUUUAGGUACAGUAUUUUCUUUAAAAUUAGUAACUUAUUUCUUCAUCUGUCACUUCGACAAAACCACUCGCCGCCAUUUUGAAAAAAAACGCUUAGGUGAUUAUCGCGUAAUAAUCCGAGGUCGCUUGACCAAUCAGCGGCCACAAUUUUCGAUAAUCACCUUUGUAAUUAUACUAAUCUGUUAUAUUCACCUAACAGGUGAAUAUAACAAAAUCGAAAUUUUCAAAAUGGCGGCUAGCCGUUUUGUUGAAGUUAGUGAUAAAGAAAUAAGCGAAAUUAAAAUGAAUUCAAACGAGAAAAACACAAAAAACUUGUGCAAAAAUACUAAAACAAUUAUUCGCCUCAGGCUCGGUGAUAAAACAUUAUAAAAAAAAAAACAAAAAAAAAACAUAGUUAAAUUACUUAAAUAUACGUCAGAAAUUGCGUUGGAAGAUGGCACAGCCAUCUAUGUAUAAGUAUCAAAAUAGGUAUUAUGGAGGGAGGACAUUCAGAAAAGCGUCCUGCUAGUAUAAUAACUAUAAGGAGCACGGUUAUUACAGAACAAGGUAGCAUUCUAUUUUUUUCUGAAUGCAUUUAUCUUUACAAAAUUUAGUGAAUAUACGGAAUCUAGAAGGAGGGACAUCAGACUUUGUAUCUUCGCUAACAAGUGGUUACGACAGACCGGGUUACGUGCCAGUCCCUAAACCAGACCUCACAUCAAGAUACAGUAAACCAACGCGUGUCGAACAGAACAAUUAUGGUAACGUUCCAGUCCCUACGCCAGACCCAAGCAGUUUUCCUACAGGUAUGUACAGUGCACAAGCACGAAACAAUAUUCUCGCUUCCGCUACUGCUAAUAUGAACCAAUCAGGUGCAUUCAAUCUACCCGAUUAACCAAUCAAAUGCGUAUCAAGCAUUUGAGGCAAAGCAGGAAAUAAGGGUGGAUCCUGGCAUCUAGGAUCUCAGAAAAUUUUCAGACCUGGCUCAGCUGGCAGAAAAUUUUAGGGAAUUACAUAAUGCUAACGGGCAUAGAAAAUAAUUAAUCAAAAAGAAUAUUUGAAUAUUAAAUAAUAUAGUAGAAAACGUUGACGCCAAAACAUAGGAUCCCAGAAACAAAAACAUGAUUUCCUGUUAUGAUUUGAGAGGUAGCGCCACCUCCCCUGAGAUCGUUUUGCACCUCCCCUGAGAAUUUUUGCACCUCCCCUGAAGUCAUGCAUACACCACGUUGACUUUGGUCCGUUCUAAGCCCUGACUUUCCAUGGGGGUCGUGAGCUAGACUGCUGCACCUCCACUAAAUAUUUUCCACCUCCCCACUAUUUCCACCAAAAUCAGGCCUUUGGUAGCGGCACACAAAUCUGACCCUCUCUAUUUAAACCUUCCAGACUUCGAAUUCAUUUCUUGCUCUUUUUCCAGUGAGACGAUCGUACGAAACGAAUCCGGAGGUAAACAAUUAUUCAGAAGAAGGCAACUCAGAACAAAACAAUGUGAACACCGGAACAGGCACGACAAAUUCACCAGAUUAUUCACAAGUCCAACAACCCACUGAAGAAGAACUCCAGGCUGGCCAGGGAAUGGGAGUACCGUUCUCAGCUGGGUAG
Molecule: messenger RNA, 17760 nt
Organism: Paramuricea clavata
Lineage: Eukaryota; Metazoa; Cnidaria; Anthozoa; Malacalcyonacea; Plexauridae
Source: the annotation of a GenBank genome assembly